Messenger RNA from Saccostrea echinata, 1056 nucleotides. Its product is annotated as prostaglandin E2 receptor EP4 subtype-like. Bases 19 to 1056 code for a protein of 345 amino acids. The transcript has 2 exons. NCBI's taxonomy places the organism in Eukaryota, Metazoa, Mollusca, Bivalvia, Ostreida, Ostreidae. Gene Ontology annotation, molecular function: G protein-coupled receptor activity. The record is from RefSeq and is a predicted model, not a curated record. Gene Ontology annotation, biological process: adenylate cyclase-activating G protein-coupled receptor signaling pathway; inflammatory response; positive regulation of cytosolic calcium ion concentration. Gene Ontology annotation, cellular component: plasma membrane.
CCAGGUAAAGAAACAGCGAUGACUGAAAUAUUAGCAAUAAUUGAUAUCAAUCAGACGACGCCCAAACCGGGACAAGAAUGGCCAUCGAUGGUCCCCGCAACUCUUUUACUCGUUUUUGGAAUAACGGGAAACGUAUUGGCCUUGAUUAUUCUCUGCAGUUCUACAAAAACUCACAAAUGGCGGCCAUUCUAUCGCUUUGUUUGUGGACUUGCCAUCACAGAUGGGGGUGGAGUGCUGCUGUCCUACCCGAUCAUUAUGGUUCGAUACGGCUCCAAAUUCAAAUUUACCUAUCCGGAACGUUUGUGUGACUACAUGGCAUUUAUUUUUAUGUUUACUAUCCUGGCCUCGGCUCUAAUUGUUUGUGCAAUGUCUUUCGACCGUUUUAUUGCAAUUCUUUAUCCUCACUGUUAUAACACCCCUACAAAAAAUCGGAAAGCUGUUUUGACUAUUGUAGGAAUUUGGAUUUUCUCUGCCUUUAUGUCAAGCCUCCAUUUGAUGGUCGGUCAGAAAAGUCAGAAUUUUUUUCCGGGUUCUUGGUGUUUUAUGGAUUUUUCAGAUGAUGCAACAUCGAGUAGGAUCCUGGCAGUUCUGUACUCACUGACAGGCAUUCUGAUUCUUGCCACCACUGCUGUACUAAACACAAUAGUGAUUAUCAGAGUCUGUUACGAUAGUCACCAAAAGAAGAAGAAUAUAACAAAGAAAAAGAAUAUCCAUAUUAUUAUCUUCCUCUUCCUAAUCGUGAUCUUGUUUUCUUCGUGUAUUUCAUCACUUUUAGUAAACAUAUUCGGUCACGCAGUCGGAACCAUUUCGGGAAAUGGACAGUUUGAACUUAAUUCGGUUCGUCUUUCCAUUUUGAAUUCAAUCAUUGAUCCUUGGAUUUACAUUUUAUUUCGAAAAGAUACGUUUGAUUUUUUCAAGCGAAGGGCUGUUACACUGGGAUUCAUUUCUGUAUCAACUUCAACCUCUGGCACUCCAUUCACCAAGAAAGAAAACCUUACCUCUGAUCUGACUGGUUCGCAUGCAGAGUCAUCACAGGAAAUGGUCAAUCCGGCUUGA